This is a messenger RNA of Apus apus (common swift), 5229 nucleotides long. It is a transcript of the gene FRRS1, whose product is annotated as ferric chelate reductase 1. The transcript is spliced from 18 exons. Gene Ontology annotation, molecular function: oxidoreductase activity, acting on metal ions. Lineage: Eukaryota; Metazoa; Chordata; Aves; Apodiformes; Apodidae. The record is from RefSeq and is a predicted model, not a curated record. Bases 597 to 2429 code for a protein of 610 amino acids.
AGGAGCUUCUGAGGGGCGCAGGGCGGUCCCUCAUCUUCUGCCCCUGCCUUUCCACCCGCAGCCCCCACCAGCCUCUUGGCGCAGGGCUCGUGCGUAACGCGCAGGAGAGACUGCCCAGCAAGGGGGAUCGGGCACCUGAAACUCAAGCUCUGUGUAGUUCAGCGGGCGCUGCGCUGAGGAAAAUGUGACUUUACAGGCUGUCUGAAAUAGCCCGCCUGACACCUCUGGGCCCGACCGCUCCUUGCCGAGAUGAAAGUGCCGCUCGGCGGGGCUUCCUCAGCCCGAGGGGCCGCCCAUUGGAAGCACUGUAGAAAAAACCACGGUGUCAGCUGGGGUUUAAGUGCUAUAUAUAGCAUGUGGACAAGACUACAGACUCCCUGCAUCUGUCUUUGACCAAGAGAAUACCUGAGACAGUUGCUCCAGGCUGCUCGUCACCGAAAUAGUUAACGGCACCCCACUCUAAAGGUCAGCCUUGUAGCUUUGGAAGACGAACUUCUUCUGAUCCCUGCUGUUAUAGUGGUUAAUACUGUUAGCUGCGAGUGAAAUAGAAGAGGUUACAAUGUAUCAGAAAUUGUUUUACAAAAAGUAGAAAGCUAAUGGCAAUGUUACUCAGAGCUGGUUACUGUAACAGAAGAACUAGCUGUGAGAUGGAGCUGCGUGGCCUUGCUUUUGCUGCUUGGGUGUUCAUUUGCUUCUACGCACCUGUGGAUGGCUAUCCCAAUGGAAAAGUAAGAGGAGCCUGCACUAGCAUGAUACCUUGUCAUGGCAGCUCUCCACAGCUGACACCUGAGCACACCAUUACAUUGAAUGGGACUGAAUUUAAACCAGGGGACAUUAUAGAAGUUUCUUUGUCUGGACCAGAUUUUGAAGGAUUUUUCAUCCAAGCCCGGGAUGCAGAAGACCUGGAUAGCCCUGCAAUCGGUUCUUUCAUGUUAGUUGACAGGAGAGUUUCUCAGCUUCUGACAUGUGGCCGUACCAAGAAUUCAGCUGUCAGUCACACAAGUAAAGCAAAAAAGAAAUAUGUAAAAGUUUAUUGGAUUGCUCCUGGAGAUGCACCAAAGCAUGUACAGUUUCUAGCCACAGUUGUAAAGAAAUACAGAAUUUUCUGGGUGAAGGUUCCUGGUCCCAUUGUUUCUCAGCCUAAUGCACCAUCCCCAACAGCACCCCUGCAUGCAACAUCAGAGGCCAUAUCAACUGUACAUCCAUUUUCCUACUUAUCAAAGCCAUUUAAUGCAUCAGGUUGUGGAAGUACAAAGUUCUGCAUUAGAAACCCUUCAAACUGUGAUCCUGGAAGUACUUCUUGUUUUUACCUAUCCUUCAAACGAGAGAAGAGUUCCGUAUUAAUUGAAAUGAGUGGUCCAAGUGAAGGGUAUUUAGCAUUUGCAUUGUCCCAUGACCAGUGGAUGGGUGGUGAUGAUGCAUAUCUGUGCAUUAAUGAGGACCACCGUGUUCAUGCAAGCACUGCCUAUCUGAAGGGGCGAAGUCCUCCUCUUUUGGAUUCAGAGAAUGCCCUUGAAGAUGUGUCAUGGAGGCUCGUGGAUGGUGUUCUUCAAUGUUCUUUCAGAAGGAGUAUGUCUCUUCCUGCUUACAAAGGGAGAUUUAAUCUGGAUUCCAGUUACUACAUCUUCAUGGCAGAUGGGGAAGUUAAUGAAGGUGGAUUAAUAUACAAACAUCAUCGUCAGCCUCUGAUCACCAGUGGAAUGUACAAUGUCAUGGGCCUUCCUCAGGAUAUCGGAGGUUCCCGGUCCCCAUGGCUUAUCAAGGCUCAUGGAGCGCUAAUGUUUGUUGCUUGGAUUACCACAGUUAGUGUUGGUGUUAUUGUUGCACGAUUUUUCAAGCCUGUCUGGUCUCAUUCACUGCUGUUUGGAAAGGAGAUGUGGUUUCAGGUGCAUCGCUUGCUUAUGUUGACCACAGUCAUGCUUACAAGCAUUUCUUUUGUGUUGCCUUUUAUAUACCGAGGAGGUUGGAGUCGACAAGCAGGUUUUCAUCCCUAUCUCGGGUGUACUGUGGUUGCUCUGACAAUCCUUCAACCACUUAUGGCAGGUUUCAGACCAUCUCGUCAUGCGCCAAGGAGGCAAUUGUUUAACUGGUUUCACUGGGGUACUGGGACAACAGCUAGAAUACUAGCUGUAGUGACUAUGUUCUUGGGAAUGGAUCUUCCAGCACUUGACCUACCAGACCCAUGGGACACCUAUACAAUGAUUGGUUUUGUAACUUGGCAUGUCAGCAUCGAUGUUCUUCUGGAAAUACACAGCUACUGUCUCGUACGUAAAGCUGAAGUGAUAGAGGAUGACAGAAUACAGAUACUGCAGUCACUCACCUCUGCAGAAGCAGAGGGUCGUCUGUUUAAACAGGUUGUGUUAAUCAUCUAUGUCUGUGGAAAUAUAAUAUUCCUUAUUGCCUUCUUGGCAGCAAUCAGCCAAAUAUGAAACAAGUAAUUGAGAAUUUUGUGAUGAAAUAUUGUACAGCUGAAAAAACCUGCAAGGAAUGAAUUCUUUCAUGACUUCUCUCAACACCUCACUGAAGAUGUAACUGAAGAUUGAUAGCAUAUGUGUGUCAUGCUCAGUGUUAGGGAGAACUUGAAUUCAAAACCACAGAAGGAUGCUGCAGUCCUGCAAAAGCUGGCUUCUGAUGGGACUUUUAAUGGGAGUCUUUGCAUGAGUAAGGAAUGAAGUCUCUAUUUUCUAAUUGUAAUAAUUACUUGAUUGAUGCUUAUAGGUUAAGAUGACUGAGAAGAUGGGCUGAAAAUGCUGUUUUGAUAGUUACCCAAACCUCUUGUGAACAUUAUUGGGAAAACUGGAAAAGAUGGAUCUAGAAUCUAGAAUAUCUGUUCACUUUACUGUGAAAACUUCUUGCUUGUGGCUGUUCUGUGUGUUAAAAAAACCCAAAACUUAGUGAAAAACUGUCACAAAUGCAGAUUUAUGUAUGAGCCAAACGCUGUUGUCUGUCUUUGCAGUUAAAUGCAAAAAAAUUUCUCUGCUCUAAGAGCAGUACACAUACACAAGCAUAUGAGUUUGGGAAAUUCAGUCCUUUAAUGAAAAACACCACUUGCGUCUCAAAAUACUGUUCUGUCCCAGCCCACUGAGUGCUUCUAAACUAUAAAGAGAAAAUGUGUUUGCAAUAUGAGUGCAUGAAAAACAGUUGUACUUACCUUAAAACUUAAACAGGAAGAACCUAUCUGUUUUUGUGGAUUUCUGUUUUGCUGUCUUUGUUUGCUAGUGGCUUCUGAAUUAUUUAUCUGUGUGAAUAAGAAGGGUUUUCUGCUUGAUGCCUAGAUCAAAUGAAAAUACUUGCUCAGGAAUGUUGUAGUCGUUUUUGCACUAUGGAGCAAAAUAUAGAUUUAGAAGUUGGUUUGACUUCAGGAAAAGCAGCUUCAAUUUAUGUUGAGUGAGUCCUUUGAGUUGGUGUAUCUAGGAGACAGAACUGUCUACAAGAAUAUGGGAAGGCAUUACGUUAGUAAAAAAAGGUUUAUAGAAAUAUAUGAACUAGAUACAGGAAAUGGAAAGAGUUUAACUUUUUUUGAUUCAUGAUUUGCUUAAGUAUGGAAUGACACUCUGGAAAGGGCAUUUCAGAAAUCAACCCUUAGUAUUCCAUGCAGUACAGUACUUGGCAUCUGUUUUUUGCAGCUCUGAAGGGUUUGCUUCCAUGCUGGUUUUUUUUUUUUUUAACAGGAAGGUAUUGAUUUUUAGUUGUAAAGCUUCAAAAUGUCUUCAGCUUAGGGCUGCCAAGCUAGCUGGGAGUGAAGGCGUUGGAGUAUUGGAUAGAAUAGUAAACAGCAAAAUCAAACUUGGUAUAUACUUUCACAACAUUGUCUCUUUGCUAACUGAUGGCCAGCUCUAAAACGCUGGUAUAUGUGGGCUGAGUAGUGGUUCUCUCUGUUUACUAAAGCUGUCUGGUUCUGUCUCUUCUUCCAUCUCCCCAAACCCUCAGCACAGCCUGGUGCUGGGAUAAGUCAUAUUCAGAAAGCUUCAGUUUGUUUAUAGUCAGUGAUCUUUUCGGCUGUUCAAGUAACUGAUUUAGCCAUAGAGACUUAAUAAAGCUGGGAUUCAUCCCUUUGUCAGCAGCAGACUGCAAGCUGACUGUGGGCUGAAUUGUUCCCUUUCCUCUUGGAAACAGGUAAAAUCAUGUGCAGGCUGGGGAAGGGAGGCUGAAAACAUAUGACAAAACCCAGGCUGAAGGGCAAGAAUUAUGUCUGAUUGUGUGGAUUUGUGGGUUUUAAAGGUAACUCUGAUCUCAAAAGCCUGGGAGUUGCAGGUCCAUCUACUGCUAAGGUUUUUGGGAGCUUUUUCAUAUUCCAUGAGUUUAUAGAAGAAAAUCUCUCAGCCUAGGCAUGGUUGAUGGCUUUUUAAAUUAAAGUCAAUGCUGGAUUAUUUCUGUAAUAAAAUAGCUGUACUGUGUGUUGUUUCAUUUGCAUGUGACAAUGGACGCAGGGUUUUUAAAACAUUAAUGUAAGUAUCUUAAUAAAAGUUUGGCUCUUUUAGUAAGGCAUAUAUUAUAAAAUAGAAACUAGAAAAGACUAGACUUGCCUGCAGCAAAAUGGUUUGUCUCUUUCCUUUGUAGAUAUUUUUUUAUAAAUUAAAGCUAUAUAAAUGCUUCCUGGAGAAACUCUUACUAAAAUUGAAUGUUAAAAUAUUUUUUCUGUAAUGCAGAGUUUCUUUUCUUCAAGAAGAAGGAAAAAAAAAUAAAUCCUUGUUCCAUGUCUAAUACACCUUUGAAGUUGGUAAAAAUGUCAGUUCUUCUUUGGAUAACUUGCUCCUUCCCAUUGCGGGCAAUAUUGCAUAGUUCCUUAUGUGAGGCCUUAUGAGCAGUAUUAGAACUUAUUUAAUGGAAAGACUUGUUAAUUUUGUGUGACAUUUGUUCACAUCACCCCUGUGCCCCUCUCCUGUGUGACUAGUAAGAGGAAGCAAUAUCUCACUAUUCUGGUGACUUCCAAACUUUCUUAUAAACUCCUUUGAAAAAAUACAAGAAAAAAAGUCUAUGGAAAUGUUUGAUACCAGCAGGAAAAAAGUGUCAGGCAGCUUGGUUCUAGAGGCAGUGGUGGCUGCUGUAUAUAUUUUCUUGAAUGUUAAAAUGUUGUAUAAAAGAAUAUUCCUAUUGACUUUCUUCAUAAAUGAAGCCCACUGAAGUAAAAAAAAAAACAAAAAAAAACAACAACCUUCUCCACAAGAAGUGAUCAAGAAGGUUUCAGUGUUCUCUUACUCUCAGAUUAAACUUGUGAUGACAAAUCAA